Messenger RNA from Chironomus riparius, 1635 nucleotides. The record is from the annotation of a GenBank genome assembly. NCBI's taxonomy places the organism in Eukaryota, Metazoa, Arthropoda, Insecta, Diptera, Chironomidae.
CAGUCACAAUACAAUUCCAAACUUAAAAAGCAUCCACGUCUAUAUAAUUUUUCAACAUAAUUUUUAAAGAAUAAAUCUAUUAAAUACAUUAAAAUGAACAUUUUUAGACUAGCUGGUGAUUUGUCACAUCUAUUAGCCAUCAUAAUAUUGCUUUUGAAGAUAUGGAAGACUCGAUCUUGUGCAGGCAUUUCCGGAAAGUCACAAAUCUUAUUUGCAAUAGUUUACCUUAGUCGCUAUCUGGAUUUAUUCACAACAUACAUCAGUCUUUAUAAUACAUUUAUGAAAGUCGUAUUUAUUGGAUCAUCACUUGGUACUCUCUAUUUGAUGUACAUCAAAUUUCGUGCUACUUAUGACCAUAAUCACGAUUCAUUCCGGAUUGAAUUCUUGCUCGUUCCUUGUGUGAUUCUUGCGUUGUUAAUUAAUCAUGACUUUACCGUAUUAGAAGUAUUAUGGACAUUCUCAAUUUAUCUGGAGUCUGUUGCUAUUUUACCACAACUCUUCCUCGUUAGUAAGACAGGCGAAGCUGAAAGUAUUACGAGUCAUUACUUAUUUGCGCUUGGAUCUUAUCGUGCUUUGUACAUUUUCAACUGGAUCUAUCGAUAUGCAGCCGAAAGUCAUUACGACUUGAUUGCUAUUGUUGCUGGUAUCGUUCAAACUAUUUUGUACUGCGACUUCUUCUAUUUAUAUAUAACGAAAGUGUUGAAGGGCAAGAAACUGCAAUUACCAGCAUAGAUUAAAUAAAAGUUUCAAGUGAAUAAUAUAAUUUUUAAACUUCUUUUUAUUAAAUUUCCAAAAAAAAAAGAUGAAAAAAUAUUUGUACAAUGUAUGAAUGUCUCAAAAAUGUAAUUGAAAUAGGAAUUAAUAGUUCAUUUAUGCAAGUUCCAUAGGAAAUUUCCUCUGCGCUUAGAAAUUGAAGUUUAACUUUUGGUAUUGAAAUUAUGCACGAGUCAUGUGAAUAUUUGAGGAUUUGAUACUUUUGGAGGAUGUUGCAAAUUACAGCAAAAAACUUGAGUCUGAUAAAACUUGAAUUUCCAUAAUGCACAAUUGACAAUCUACGCAGAGAUAAAAAUCAGGCUGAAAAUUAUGAAAACAUAAGCUAAUGACCUCAAACGUUGAAAACAUGCAGCACGUUCUAUUUGAUUUGUUUUUUUGAAAAUAGGCAGCAUAUUGUAUUUAAUAUGAUAUUUGGAAGCAAGGCGUACACUUUUAGGGAACUUCCAAAAGCUUGGGAAGUUUCCUGGGAGUGUACGCCUUGUUUGGAUGUUAAUUAAGAUGAUAAAUUGAACUUUAUCAAGUUUCCGAGUGACAAUUCUUAUAAAAUCUCAUCGUAGCUACAAGAGUGAUGAUAGGAACGCAUUUAAUCAACGAAAAAAGGUCAGUACAUUUCGAUAGACUCCAAAUAAACCUACCAUUACGUCAAAACUUCAUAAAUUGAUAAAGGCUUUAUGCAUUUCUCGCGAAAAUUAUAACUUUUUGUUGAAUUCCAAAGUUUGAACAACCAAAAAACUACUAAAUCCCUCGACAAAAGUUCAACAUUCUUACAUGGGACGAAAUGAAUGCUCAAAGAACGUUCUAAUGAUAGGAAAUUUUAACAAUUUUCCCAAAUGAACUAUAAAAUUUCAUAUUCAAUUCUCA